UAAACAGUUGUUUGACCUGUCAUGACGAUAACAUCUAGUAAGGAAUCUGAACAUUGAUCUUUCACAGAAUUGAGGAACUGAAAAUGGGCACCACUCAAAUCAAUAUGUCAGGUACCUCACUCAUUAACGGUAUCAUCAGUGCUGAACUCAAGACACACAGACCCCGGGUGAUGUCCAAAAGUGGUCACAGCAAUGUGAGGAUUGACAAAGUAGAUGGUAUAUACGUGCUUUACCUUCAAGAUUUGUGGACAACGGUUAUAGACAUGAAGUGGAGAUACAAACUUACCCUGUUUGCUGCUACUUUUGUGAUGACCUGGUUCCUCUUUGGAGUUAUCUAUUAUGCCAUUGCAUUUCUUCAUGGAGAUUUAGAAAGGGAUCAUUUCCCCCCCAAACAUAUGCCUUGUGUCAAGGAAGUAAAUUCACUAACUGGGGCAUUUCUCUUUUCUUUGGAGUCACAGACAACUAUUGGUUAUGGCUUUCGUUUCAUCACAGAGGAGUGCCCUCAUGCCAUAUUCCUCCUGGUUGCUCAGCUGGUCAUCACAACCUUGAUUGAGAUCUUUAUCACUGGUACCUUCUUGGCCAAAAUUGCAAGACCUAAAAAACGGGCUGAGACUAUUAAGUUCAGUCAUUGUGCUGUAAUUACCAAACACAAUGGAGAGCUUUGCCUUGUGAUCAGAGUGGCAAAUAUGAGGAAGAGUCUUCUGAUUCAGUGUCAGCUUUCUGGGAAACUUCUUCAAACCUAUGAAACCAAAGAAGGGGAAAGGAUCCUGCUCAACCAAGCCAGUGUCAAAUUCCAUGUUGACUCCUCUUCAGAAAGUCCUUUUCUGAUUUUACCUUUAACCUUUUACCAUAUAUUGGAUGAGAGUAGCCCUUUAAGAGAUCUCACACCCCAAAACCUAAAAGAAAAGGAUUUUGAACUGGUUGUCCUCUUGAAUGCCACAGUAGAAUCCACUAGUGCCGUCUGCCAAAGCAGAACUUCUUAUAUACCAGAGGAGAUCCACUGGGGUUAUGAGUUUGUGCCUGUGGUUUCUCUCUCUCAAAAUGGAAAAUAUGUUGCUGAUUUUAGUCAGUUUGAGCAAAUCAGAAGAAGUGUAGACUCUACUUUUUAUAGCAUGGACUCUGAAAAACAGAAACUAGAAGAGAAAUACAGACAGGAAGAUGAAAGAGAGAGAGGUCUGAGAACAAUAUUGUUACAGCAAAGCAACGUGUGAUUGUAUGAGCAAACUUUAACAUUAGUAAUGCCUAUUUACAAACUGAAACAAAAGCAUACAUUAUAUACUGUAUGGCUCUUAAGAAAAUGCAGCAGAGACCUCUUAAGCAAGUGCCUUGGUAUAGAGUAAAUCUGUCCUUCUGUGAAGUCAAGUUGUUAAUCGAGUAUUUGUUUUAGUUAGGUGGGAUUUCUUUGUUUAUCAUAAUGACUUAACAGAGUUGGAUUUAUUUUGAGAAUCUGCCUUGUACCAGCUGUAAGAUCAGACAUACUACUUUCCAUUUGGUAAGUGGAGUUUGAUACUGUGAGAAGAUUUCUUCACAUAGAUAUUUGCAAUGAUUUAAUUAUAACAGUGGGAUCUCAAAGUUAGCACACAGUGCUUUCAGAAGGAAAUAGGCUCCUUUAAAAUGUUUAUUUUCAUACCAGUGCUUUAUUUUCUUUAAGUGGUCUUAACUAAGUUAAUGUGAGAGACCUGUGGUUCAAUCAAUGCAGACAUACUAUAGCUGGUAAACACAUUCUUUUAUCUUGAAUGAGGGGAAAUGACUUGUACGCUAAUAGCCCCGCUGGGUUUUGUUAAAAGGGUGUUCUCAGCUCCAUUAGGGACCAUUAGUUUCUUGAACACUCAUUUGGUUUUUUUACCAUGUUAAAGUCAGGCUUGCAUAUAACAUCUAGGGAGGGAGCUGCAGGCAGUUAACACUGAAUCAAAACAGUAAUUAACUAAGUAAAAACUGGCUUUGCCAAGACUUUUAUUUUCAUAAAGUGUAAAUCAUUUCUAUUAGCAGCCUAACAAUACAUUUCUGAAGGUUGCUUUUUUUGCCAUGGGUCAUAUUUCAUUUUUGUUCAAUGAAAUCUUGAUGACAUCUGUAGCCAAUAUUUACUGUUUCUGGCCAGA
Gopherus flavomarginatus (Mexican gopher tortoise) is the source of this 2099-nucleotide messenger RNA. It is a transcript of the gene KCNJ15, whose product is annotated as potassium inwardly rectifying channel subfamily J member 15. The record is from RefSeq and is a predicted model, not a curated record. Gene Ontology annotation, molecular function: inward rectifier potassium channel activity. NCBI's taxonomy places the organism in Eukaryota, Metazoa, Chordata, Testudines, Testudinidae. The transcript has 2 exons. Bases 84 to 1211 code for a protein of 375 amino acids. Gene Ontology annotation, biological process: potassium ion import across plasma membrane; regulation of monoatomic ion transmembrane transport. Gene Ontology annotation, cellular component: plasma membrane.